Messenger RNA from Sarcophilus harrisii (Tasmanian devil), 2178 nucleotides. Its product is annotated as gamma-crystallin D. The transcript is spliced from 8 exons. NCBI's taxonomy places the organism in Eukaryota, Metazoa, Chordata, Mammalia, Dasyuromorphia, Dasyuridae. The record is from RefSeq and is a predicted model, not a curated record. Gene Ontology annotation, molecular function: structural constituent of eye lens. The coding region runs from base 646 to 1212 and encodes 188 amino acids. Gene Ontology annotation, biological process: visual perception; lens development in camera-type eye.
GAAUUGAAGUUGGGAAUCUUGGGUUCAACAUAUACCAUUUGUGUGAACCCAAACAAUUUAUUUAAUCUCUUUGUACUUCAGUUUUCCCAUCUACAAAAAUAGGAAUGAUUAUAACAUUAUCUAUCAAUGUUUUGUGAACCUAAACACCAAAUAAGUUUGUUUUUGUGAUCAAUGUCCAUUUUACUUGUAAUAAAACAACCUGGAUUCCGAGAGUGUGAAAAAAAAUGUUCCAGACCCAUUAAUCUGAAAUGGUUAGUUGAGCCUUCAAAUCUUAUGACCCAAAUCAAAGUCUUUUAGAGCUCAUAAUAAAUGUACUCCCACAGAAUUAUUUGGCCUAACUUUGUUGGCACAAUUUGUAUUUUCAUAAACAGGAUUAGCCUUAAGCAAAAUUAUGAAAGUAGGCAAAUAGUUUCUUUGGGGCUCCUAGCUUCCUCUUUCUGCACCACCAGUGUCCCAAGACAUUCAUUUCUGUGACAUCUUUUCCCACUUAAAGAGGUCCACCUCCAGCAUGGGCACCUUUCUGCUGCCAAAAUCUGCUCUCCAGAAAGGAUCUGAUAAGAAUACAGGUGUGAUUAUGUGGGCAUCAGACUUCGGGAAAAUGAAUUUGACCCAAAGGGAAGAAGACAACUCACCUAUCUAGAUGAAAUGGCCCAUUAUGAUUUGACCAUCAGUGUUGCUUUACAAUGGCUUGGUUACAAAGAAGACCAAAUACAUUUGGAUUGGGAGAAAGUGAAGGUACCAUUCCGUUGCAGGCAUGUAUUUCCUAACCGCCUUGAACGAGAAGCUAUUAUAUUAUCAUUUUAUGCUGGGAUUCUGAUGAACAGUCUCCCAGUUGAAGAAAUCUUUGAAAUUUAUGAUAAUCGCUCCUCUGUAAAGAACUGGCCUGGUGCUAAAAAGGUUCCUAGAGCUCAAAAUAUUCAUCUUUCAUCACAUCCUUUUGCCAUGCUAACAGCUUCCAAGGCAGUAGAAUAUGCUCAGAAACAAAGUAUCAAGUUACAAAGGCGAAUAGCCCAUAGAUAUGCUAUCAAUAGCUCAAUAACAACAAAGGCAAUGGAGCCAAAAUCAGCAAAAAACUCAGAAAAACAGCCAAAAAUAAAAGUCUCUAAGGAAGUUGAAACUUGGAAUCAAGGCAAUGAGAGAAUUGACAACCCAAGACACAAUCAAAAAGCACCAUAUGAGAAGACAAAACCUUGUGCUCACCUCUUCCCAUAAAUACCAGCUCCAAGUAACACUGACCCUGUCCCUUUGCUGUACUCUUGUAUUUUCUGCUGUUUUGUUGGUUUUUAGAAAAGUGUUCUUCUUCUGACUCAGGUUAUUCAAAUAGGUGUGAAUCUGGUCCUGAUGAGUGUUUUCCCAAGAACUGUUAGCAAGACAUAGACCUAGUUUGCUCUAUGCAGAUAUUCUGGGGCUAGGAAGUACAUUUGAAUAGCUUUCCUUCUAAUUACUUGCUGGUUUUACUUCUGUCCCUUUGCUUUGUGUUUCAGUACAUUUCAAUUCCUUGGCACAUUCUUCAAAUGCUAACCUCUGAAUGUUAAGAUACUUAAUUUUCCUAAGUAAAAUUUACAACUUCAAAAGGAAGAGAACAAACCCUUUAUUGCUUUUAGUGUGUUUUAAUGUAGAUAUAUUUACUUAAUGAGUGUUUAUAAUAAAGUACAUAUCCAACAUAUUUGAGUGUUGGGUUUUUUCAAGAACAUUUUAUAAGGGAAAAGUUCUAGUAUUAAGAAAAGAACAAUUUUAGGUUUGUUCAGAAAGCAAAUGAGAACAGAUAUGUAGCUGGUAUACCAAACUAGCCAAAUGGCCAAAGAAUCAACUUGCAAAGAUGUAUCCUUGGGAUCUGUGCUUACCCCUAUGCUGAUUAUCAUUUUUUUGUCAGUGACUUGGAAUGAGACAUGGAUGUCAUGAAGCAAAACUGAGAAAGAUGACUCAUGAACUGAUAAUAGAAUCAAAGAUAAAAAUGUCUUAUUUUCAAAGGAUAUCUCAUUUUGUUAUUUUUAAGCUAAGCAAUGGAGAAGUCGGUUAUCUAAAUUCUAUGCUUCUCAGUUUUGCCUAGGACUCAUACAUCAUGUCAUAUCUAUAGAGUGAAUUCUGGUUUAAUUGAUGAAGGGAGUCCUUCCAUCAAGUAGUUCCCCAGUAUUAAAAUAACUUUUUACCCCUACAAAUUUAAUUAUAUUCUUUAAA